AGAUUUUAUCAGGACGGAAAUAUUCAAAUUCUGUUAGAGACGUUUAGAUCAACAUCAUCACACAGACAGACCGGAGCCAGGAGAGAGAGAGUGUGUGUGAGUGUGUGUGUGUGUGUGUGUAGGUUAAAGGGGCUGUGAGAUCUGCACACACUUCGCAGCUGAGUUUGUGGCCGUGAUGGGCUGCUCUCUCUCGGUGAAGGACCCGGGCUCCGGGCCGCCGGGCGGUGCUGAGGACGGGGGGGAGGAUGAGGUGGCCCAGGUGAGUCUGAGCGCGGAGGAGCGGCAGGUGAUCAGACGGAGCUGGACUCAGAUGCAGGAGGACAUUAGCAGGGUUGGCGUCAUCAUGUUCCUCAGGUUGUUUGAGACUCACCCUGAGUGUAAAGACGUCUUCCUCAUGUUCAGAGACCUGGACGAUCCUGAGGCUCUGAAGGCCAGCAGAGACCUGAGAGCCCACGGACUCAGGAUCAUGUCCGUCAUUGAGAAGAUCGUGGCCAGGAUUGACCAGGACGAGCGUGUGGACCAGCUGAUCCUGGAUCUGGGCAGGAAGCACUACCACUACAAGGCCCUGCCAAAAUACUUCACAUUUGUGGGGGCGGAGUUUAUCCGGGCGGUGCAGCCAGUCCUGAGGGAGCGCUGGAGUCCAGAUCUGGAGGAGGCCUGGAAGACUCUGUUCCUGUACAUCAGCAGCACCAUGAGGAGAGGCUUCAGGCAGGAGGAGGAGGAGGAGAGGCUUUGAGGAGGAAGAGGAGAGGAGGAGAGGCUCUGAGGAGGAGGAGAGGAGGAGGAGGAGGAGGCGUUUCUAGUUUCACUCGAGGUUUAAGGUUUUGAAUGUUUUUGUCGAUGUAGCAUUCUGCUGUGAGCUCUUAUUUUGAAAUCGCUGUGUUUCAUUACCUGUUGAAACAUCUGUUUCCUGUUGGUUGAUAAAAGAAUAAAUCUUGAUUAAUCCAUCAGCUGCUGUGUUUUGAUCCAGAUGUUCUGCAGCUGUUUUCUAGAAGAAGGUCAGAGGUCAAAGAGACGUGAAGCAGCAGAGUGCAUGAAAUCAGUUUAUUACAAAUGAGGUGGUGAUACAGAGAAAUCCAGUGGGUGAUGAACACAUGAGUCCAGACGUGAGAGGAUGAUGAAGAACUCAGGACUUUUAUUCUGGUAGAAACAACCGUCACAUGAUUGAUGCAUAAAAAAGGUUUCAGAAUAAAUAUGAGCCGCGCGUUCUAUAGCUUCUCAUGCACUGUAACAAAAACACAAACUGCAGGUGGACCGCUCUACCUGUCACCUGUAGCAGCAGCAGUUACAUCAUCACAGCAUCAGCCAAUCAGGUUUGUGAUGUGGGCAGGUGAUAAAUUAAUACAUUCUGGACGGCGGCAGAGCACGAACACACAACGACUGAAGAAAUAAAUCCAGAAGAAUCUCAGCUCAACCCAUCUCCACAAAUGAAAAAGUGCACAUUUGGUGAACUAGCCGCAAACUCUCACCUGCCUCAAGCUACAGGAAACAUGCACUUUACAAAAUAAAAGCCUGAAAUAUUCAGUUUCUCCACACAGACACUUAGACACAGCUCAGUGAAAUCCUCCCUUUCUCUGUUUCAGCUGCAGUCGGUUAGCUUAGCUUAGCACGACAUCCACCUUCACAUGAUUUUAUAAGAUUAAAAUGUCUGAGAGGAGAGAUGAGCCUGUCAGUCCAAACUGAGGGAUUCACCUGAACACAGCUGCUCAGACCUGAUGUUAACCACAUCUCAGUGGCCUGACUAAAAA
Lates calcarifer (barramundi perch) is the source of this 1748-nucleotide messenger RNA. RefSeq names its product neuroglobin-like. The transcript is spliced from 5 exons. The record is from RefSeq and is a predicted model, not a curated record. Lineage: Eukaryota; Metazoa; Chordata; Actinopteri; Centropomidae. Bases 176 to 736 code for a protein of 186 amino acids. Gene Ontology annotation, molecular function: heme binding; oxygen binding.